UUCAUUCCGUGUCUACUGUCUAGUUUACUAUUUCAUCCUGAGAGUUGGCGGAUUUCUUGUCUCAAUUCGGAAAAUUUAAUCAAACCCCGAUCGAUGAAAGGGGAUAAAAUGGCAAAAAGAUCUUCAUUCGGAAGCAUGGUGAGAAGAAGGCUCUCUGAUAUUACUAAUUCCCUGCCUCAGCCAAAAUCGCCAGCAUUUCCUGAAAAACAUUUUCUAUCUGAUAAUGCUUCAGCUAACCAACACAUUGACUAUCUUGUUAAGGAAAAGAUGGCCUUGAUGAAGCUCAUUCAAGAAAAGAACAAAGUUAUAGAAUUUAGUGGAAGUGAGGUCCAAAAUUUGAAAACAUGUCUUCAGAAAAUGCAGCUGCAAAACUGGACUCUUGCUCAGACAAAUAGUCAUAUGCUAGCGGAAGUUAAUUUGGGCAAACAAAGGUUGAAAGCAUUACAACACGAAGUAGCCUGCAAAGACACACUUCUCAAAACAAAGAUAUUGCAGCUCAAGGGGAAAGAGGAAGUGAAUGUAAAAAAACAAGUUAUUCAGGAAGCAGAGGAGGUAACAGAGGGUUUGGAAAUGAAUGACGAUACUAGGCCUCGAGCUGCCAACGGGAGGCGCCGUCUCUCCAGAAGUGCAUCUCUAGGCAGCUCAAUGAUAUCUCAGCAAUAUGCUGAAAUGGAGACAGCACUAAGCAAAAGGCAUUGUGUGAGAAGAGAAUCUGGUGGUGGUAUGUUGGACAGUAUUGAAGGGCGGAGACCAUCCAUCUCCAGACCAUUGCGUAUGGCAGUGGAAAAGGUUCAGUCUUACAAAGAAAUACCUCUCAACAUCAAAAUGAGGAGAUCACAUUGAACUGGAGUUGCAAAAUCCUACGCAUUUUCCACUUAAUUUGUUUUACAUACAUAUAUGUCCGUAUGACCAAGUUUAAAUUAAAUUCUGUAUAAUUUUCUGCUGUUUGCUUAUAUCGAUGGAGAUUUAUUCUA
Messenger RNA from Salvia hispanica, 974 nucleotides. RefSeq names its product shugoshin. The record is from RefSeq and is a predicted model, not a curated record. Gene Ontology annotation, biological process: meiotic sister chromatid segregation; maintenance of meiotic sister chromatid cohesion. Gene Ontology annotation, cellular component: chromosome, centromeric region; nucleus. NCBI's taxonomy places the organism in Eukaryota, Viridiplantae, Streptophyta, Magnoliopsida, Lamiales, Lamiaceae.